AUGGCUGCUACACAACACAACUUCGAUGAAGUUACAACAAAUGAAGAAGAGAUUUCACAACAAACGAUGAAGAUUCUGCACACAAAUCUUCAUCUCAUUCCGUCUCUCGAUGUGUAUCCGAAUGAACUGCAACUAAUUGUUCAAAUUUUGAACAAUUAUGUUCUUUCUUUUGCGCUAUCUGGAACAUUUUCCAUUCUGAUUCAAUGGUUAUCUCUUGUUGCUUCAAUGGUUGUGUUCAAUAAGUCAACCAAAGUUGUUACUUUCCAGCUAUUGUCUUUUAAAACGAAGAAGCUUACAAAGAAGUAG
Molecule: messenger RNA, 306 nt
Organism: Lactuca virosa
Lineage: Eukaryota; Viridiplantae; Streptophyta; Magnoliopsida; Asterales; Asteraceae
Source: the annotation of a GenBank genome assembly